This is a messenger RNA of Nilaparvata lugens (brown planthopper), 2120 nucleotides long. RefSeq names its product peroxidase. The transcript has 13 exons. The record is from RefSeq and is a predicted model, not a curated record. NCBI's taxonomy places the organism in Eukaryota, Metazoa, Arthropoda, Insecta, Hemiptera, Delphacidae. Bases 117 to 1979 code for a protein of 620 amino acids. Gene Ontology annotation, biological process: response to oxidative stress. Gene Ontology annotation, molecular function: peroxidase activity; heme binding.
UCAGCUCCCACAAUAAAUUCUGUUAGUUGAACUCACACUAACCACAUUGUAGUUACCGUAGGUCUACUUGAAGUGCAGAGGUUUACGUUUAAUGAGUCGAGCAGGAAGAAACGAGCAUGAUGAUUGAACUGUAUUAUUCACGAUUCUUGGUUUUAUUAGUGCUUGUCUUUGGUUUAGAAGUUAUUGGAUUAGUUGUUGGCUCGUCAUGUGAAGUGAAGAUUGACAUUGGCGUAGGACGUUGUUCGGCAACCAAAAGCCCUUCUUGUCAAAAAUCAGAAUGUCCAAUGAGACGCCCAUACAAACCACCGCAGACACAUUUCCAAAGUGACAAAGGGAUGAAUAUUGCUGGAGUUUGUGCGCCCCCUGUGGACUGCGAUGUCAACUCCAAAUACAGAACAAUCACUGGGGCAUGUAACAACAAAGUACAGGUGGCAGCGUGGGGUCUAUCUAAUACAGCAUUGAACAGACUGUUGCCGGCUGACUUUAGCGAUGGGAUAUCGGCGCCUCGAAAAAUGAGUAAUGGAAAGCCGCUUCCUUCUGCUCGACUGUUGAGAACUCUGCUUUUUCCAAUUGAUAACUGUCCGUCACAUAUCAACGCAGAAUUACUAUUGACUUGGGGACAAGCAAUUGCUCAUGAUGCAUCUCAUGUGGAACCUAUAGGGAUAUCGGCGCCUCGAAAAAUGAGUAAUGGAAAGCCGCUUCCUUCUGCUCGACUGUUGAGAACUCUGCUUUUUCCAAUUGAUAACUGUCCGUCACAUAUCAACGCAGAAUUACUAUUGACUUGGGGACAAGCAAUUGCUCAUGAUGCAUCUCAUGUGGAACCUAUAGGGUCGGUUCCCAUUGAGAAUCUCUAUUUUUUUGCAGAUGAUACGACUCUGGUGAAAAAGCUAGGCUACUAUAACAAGUUUCCACUGUACAAAUGUUCUGAUCUUUCCAUAGGUGAUGAUAGAGUCAAUCAGAACCCAGGCAUUGCAAUAGCAACCACAAUAAUGGUGAGAGAGCACAAUAGGUUGUGCGAGGGAUUGGCUAAAAUCAAUCCAUCAUGGGAUGAUGAAACUCUGUAUCAGGAGGCAAGGCGUAUCGUUAUAGCCGAAUUGCAACACAUCGUUUAUACAGACUUUAUUUCUGCACUAUUGGGAGCAGAGUAUGUUGAAGAUACAGGUCUCAAAGUGAAGUAUGGAUUCCAGGAGUCAUAUGAUGCGCUUUUAGAUCCGAAUACUCUGACUGAGUUUUCUGGUGCAGCUUACCGUGUGUUCCAUGCUAUGAUAAGAAAUGAUAUACUAUCAUCAUCACAGGAAGGAUGCCCGUACAAAAGCAUUAAAUUGGCCGAUACCUUUAAUAAUCCUCAAUUUAUGCAAGGAAGCCAGUUUUCAAGUUAUGCUUAUGGAUUGGAAUUUUUAGCAGCAAAAGAGCUCGACAUGAAAUAUGCAAAAGCUAUGGCAGAUGAGUUUGAAAGGUCGAAUGGCACUCAUUACGGAACCGAUGUGCCUUCCAUUGACAUUCAACGUGGCAGACAAUUGGGCAUUUCGCCUUAUGUGAGGCUACGAGAAGCCUGCGGAUUGUCAAAGAUAAAGAGUUACGCUGAUUUAAAGAAUAUUAUGAGAGACGAGGACAUUGAGAAAUUGAAGACCGUUUACCCUGAUGUAAGUGACAUAGAUUUCAUAGUUGGAGGUCAUUUGGAAAAACGAUUUCCUGGAAGUUUAGUUGGUCCAACAUUCCAGUGUGUAAUCUAUACACAGUUUUUCAACUGGAGACAUGGUGACCGGUAUUUCUACAACUUCAAGAAUCAGGUUGGAUCGUUCAGAGAAGAUCAAUUGAAGCAACUUCAGAAAGCUUCAAUAGCAAGACUUUUUUGCGACAAUUUGAAAGGGAUAACAAAAGUAUUGAAAAAUCCUUUUCAUAAACUAUCAAAGAGGAACCCUCUCAUAUCUUGCAGUCAUGUACCUUCCAUAGACUUGGCAUGCUGGAAAGCUAAAUAAAAGACAAUGAUGAAGUUCUCUUCAAACAACUCAUAUAAUCGCCUCAUGAAGCCUAUUCAUUUUUUAAUUUCAUUUACAAUUUCACAGUCUGUACAUUCUAUAUUAUGCUAACUUUUUCAACACAAUAAAUUGUCAAUAGUA